ACUUCUACAAGAGAUCUAAAAUGUUGGUGGAGUUAUUUCUGAAAACUGUAUUUACUUCCAUCUCUUGCCUAGUCUCAGAUACAAUUAUCAUCGGAGAAACCCAGAGCGUAAACAUCUCCGCGUUCAACUGUCUGGGUAGCCUCGAGACAGUUCUAGGAGAAGAGAUAUUAAACCGAACCUGUCCUCUUGAAUCAUCUUCUCCGGAGAAUCUAUCCUGUAAAAUAUCCACGGAGUCAGCUACCAUCCUGCCAGAAGACGGAUGGGAGGUCUUUGGAGAGUUUAGUUGUGAUGAUGACGAUGAUACUACUCAAGGAUAUGGAAUAAAGAAUGGAAAAGUCCGAUGUGAAGUCUGCAAAGCAGAUCCUUUAAUAUUUCUCACAAGAACCUGUGUUAUGGACUACUUCAUCAUACAAACCGAUCUAGACCCUGUAACAGACAGGACUGAUACUGAUGAGGAUGGGAGGUACACUGUCCCAAUUCUGUUCCUAAGCCUGAUAACUGUUGGAAUCCUUCUUCUUCUUGAACUCAAGAAAACAGAAUCUAAUCUUCUCAUUUAUAUCAUUAACAAGGUUCUAUUCUCUGCUCCUUCAGUACAAGAAGAUAACCUUGAUCAUAAGAACCGAAGCUCUAGAACGGAUACACCUUUAAGAUCCCCAAUGGAUCCAAAUGCCCGGAGAACUGGACCAGGAGCAGGGAAACAGACCAUGAAGGAGUCCGUGAAGAGAAGGCUUGAUGUGAGGUUCAAGUCCAUGCAAGCUCCGAGCAAAGCUGAACCGAAGAAGCAGAUUAACGCAAAUGAUUCUCAAGAACCAUCUGAGAGCCAGGCUGGAGUUGGAACACACCCUGAAAACAACAUGCAAACCCACUCCGAUGUCGAAGAUGGAGGUUACACAGCUCUGGAAAGACGAACCAUGGAGUAUCCAAUCCCGGAGCACUCCAUGCUCCAACCCGGAAACUACGAGCGCAAGAUGAGAAGUAAGUCCCGCGGAAGAUCCAAGACCAGGAAACCCAGAGCACCCAAGAGUAUCCGGAUUUAAAGAUAGAAGAAAUGGUAUCAGGAUUUAAAGAUACUACUUGAUGUAAUUUCUGGAUUAGAAAAUUACUUCAAAAUUGAAAUUGUAAGUUUUGUUUGAUCCUUAUAAUUUAACUUCAUUUGUUUACCAUCGACUUUUUAAUCCACUUCAUGAUAAUUUGGAUUUUUUAUCUUCUGUAUAUAGAGUUGAAAUUUUUUUUAUCACUUUCUUUAAAGAUAUAUGGUUUUGUCCGAAUUUUAGCAUGUAUUUGUUUGCAAUUUUAAAAGAUUAAAAACAGUUAAAAAUUAUUAAUAGUAAGAAUAUUAUCUAUAUCUGAUUUGAUUGAUAUUCUGGUUCACUGCUCAAAGUAAUACCCUUUUAAAAAAAUGACACUACCAGACUAUAAAACUAUUGCGAAACCUGUUCCAACGUUAUAUUUCAUUUCUGAAUUGAACGGGGUACGAUAAUUGUUAGGUUAUUGAUAAAUGCUCUUAAAUUAAACAUCCGUUUAAGAAACUGUCUACUAGAUAGUGAAAAUCAUAGUGAAAGGUUGUAUUAAUGUUCUAAAUCUGAUGUUGGACGGUUUAAAAAAUGUCUACUAGUCUGUAAAAAAUAAUGUAAAAACCAUGUAAAUUCAAAUAAAAAAAUAAGAACUGUAAAAAUAUUCUAAAUCUUAUGUCGAUUGUCUGAUGGACAAAUUGUUUUAAUUGUUGAUAAAAGA
Eurytemora carolleeae is the source of this 1734-nucleotide messenger RNA. RefSeq lists its product as uncharacterized. Lineage: Eukaryota; Metazoa; Arthropoda; Copepoda; Calanoida; Temoridae. Bases 21 to 1037 code for a protein of 338 amino acids. The transcript has 11 exons. The record is from RefSeq and is a predicted model, not a curated record.